Molecule: messenger RNA, 18108 nt
Organism: Spirometra erinaceieuropaei
Lineage: Eukaryota; Metazoa; Platyhelminthes; Cestoda; Diphyllobothriidea; Diphyllobothriidae
Source: the annotation of a GenBank genome assembly
AUGAUGUGGAAACCAGAAAUCGUCUUAUUGAACAAGUGAGUUAUUGCCCCCAAUCCCCAGUAAACUAAAGCAUUUUCCGUCGAAUGGUUGUUUCGCAAUCUUUCACUUGCACCACGACCCAGCCAUGAAAUUUUGAACGUCUUCUGCUGCACGCAUAAACACAAGCAUAGGGAAAUUUUUUCCAUUAUCCUGGUCCGAUCUUCAGGUCAAGAGGAGCCCUUUUUUGUAUGAACAAUAAAUAUACCACAGGUACACAUUUAAUAGCUUACACAUGAUUAAAUUGCUUUAGUGUGUCAUAGUCAUGUUUUCGAAAAUGUCUGCAUCACAUCGUGAGACCGUUUUGUUUUUCAUACAGGUAGUCCGUAAGCCAAUAAACCAUUUAAGACUCAAAUAAGCUUUUAAUGUACUAACUUUAGCCUAUAUUUGUAUCAUGCAAAGUGCAAAAAUUUGAAAUAUUUUAAAUCGAAUAAUAAAAAUCGUGUCCCUCGAAUGGCCUUUACUUGACGUGUACAAUACAAACGCUUAGCAUGCGUGGCCCCAUUACGCACAUUUCUUCGCUGCUGGACGGUUCUCGGCUUAUUAACAUACACGCGACCCCUCAGGUAAAUUCAAACAAAAAGGUCGGGUGCUGUCAAAUUGAGCGAAUGUGUAGACGAUUCGAGAUCUGAAGUCCGUAAAAUUAUUUGCUUCCCAAAAGACCUGUAUUACCAAAUGCAUUGUGAAUUUGGUCGUUUGAACGGUCGCCACAUCUUUUAGCCACCAUGUUUCAAGCCUGUCUACCACUGCAAGACUAACAAAAUGUUUCGUCAUUGCUCGGCAUCGCUGGGCGGUCACCGUAACUGGAUUAUCGCUUUCGUCCUGAGAAAUAUAAGGUACGGCUAAAAUUGUGGACGCUGCGUUGUGUCCAGUAGUGACCCUGAGGUAACACAACGCCCGUUUAUUAAUGGGCCAGGCAUCCUCUGUGUCCAAAUCUAUUGCUCUGUUUAUCCACCCCGUCUUUCAGGAGAAAAAAAGACUUAAAAAUCCCCGGUACAGAAAUAAGGCAUAUAUGCUCUUUGCGUUAAUACGAUGGACGGAUAGUUCCAGAAAGAGAAUCCAACAGAUUUUACGUGUCGUUUCAAUAUGUAUUUUCCGACAAUGACUUUCGAAGGAAUAGAUUUUGCAGCGAAUGUUGCCGGGGCUUUCUAUACAUCACGCCACAUGCGUGUGACAAGCGAACGGUCAAAGUCAUGUGCUCCUGUUCAGAUCAACUUUGUGCUAAUUGGCAGACCUCCAGCCAUGCCAUAUACCCAGCCAUGUAUUCAAGACUUUCCACUUGAGCUGCCCCCGUUCUCAGUACACGUCCUGUCUACAACCCGCCUUCUGUUUCGCAUACAUGACAGAUUUUCCUAAUAUGAAUUAACGUCUGAGUAAAUCAUGAAGGCAAGUGGUUGCCAAAUGUUUCCCUGGAAACAUGACUUACGGGUCAUGCCACAUUUAUUCAAUAAGCAUCUAAACUACUUAAGACAGUUAUAGUAAGCAGGCGCAUUCUUUCUUUAUGACGGUCCUGUCUGACGUCUAUGCCCGCCCAGCAAAAUCAUUUUCAUCCACUCUGAUUAUCCUAACAUGGGCGCCUUAAUAAGGUAGGAGACACAUCCGCCUCAUGAAUUCAGAUCAGGGAGGGUGUCAGCAGUAUUCUUCGGAGUUCCCUCUCAAAUCAGCAUAACCUAGCCUCCUACUCAAAUACUGUUAUAAACUCUGGGAAACCUUUAAUGGACUCGCUUACUUUUUAGUGUCGACGGGAACUUUGAGGGGUCAUGGAAACCUAACAUGGUUCUUUCUAGCAACGGCGAUGUACUGUGGAUACCUCCUGCAAUUUUCAAAAGUUCUUGUCAAAUCGACGUCCGUUACUUCCCUUUCGAUCAACAGACAUGCCAGAUCAAACUAGGUAGUUGGACUUACAACAGGAAACAGGUAAGUAGACUGACUACCUCAUCAGGUUCUGAGGACUGGCCGUUGCAGCACAAGUCUAUGCAUCCUAAUAGUGAAAAUAAAUCGACCUUUAGUCGCCGUUGACCUAAUUUCACACAAUGAACGCCAAUUAUAUUUGAUCUUCUAGGAAAAUUAAAGUCAUGACUCAACUGUAAUCUCAGAAGGCUUGCAAUCUGAAUAUAUUCCCCCGUGGAAUUAUGCUAGCAAAAAGUAAGGUAAUCAUGAUUCCGAGUCCAAAUAUAUAAUUCAUUUGUUUUUGUUUGGACAAGAGAAAUAUAUUGGGUUAUACUGAUUCAGGUGGGCUCACAGUAGUGGAUUGGACUGCGUUCGAAAUGUAUUCAAACUAGCUCACAGUAUGCGAGUAAACUAAGAGGGCUGCUUAAUUAGCGCGUGCUAUACGGACAUAUUUGGCUUACGCACAAAGCCUGUGCGCAUCGAAUGGAAAAGGGUGAGAAACUAAACUACUAAAGAUAAAACUCGAACGGUGACUGCAAUAAAUAUUUGCGGCUUCUACCAACUUUCAAAACGUCUUUGUGUCGAAGGGAAAUUACUUUUUGUCUCAUGCCACACGCAGGGAUGCGCUAUACAGUUAUAGUGCCAUUCUGGUUAUAGAGGUCUGUUUCAUCGUUCCGAAAUGCCGACCCCCGAACGUGCCAAGACACAAAAACUGCCGUUUGGCAAAAUAUGCAAUAUUUUCGACAGGUAACAAAACCAAAUGGCAAGCUGAUACUAGUUUUCCUCAGAGAUGGCCAUGAAAAUACAUGCAUGCUGGCGUUUUUAUUAAAGCGCCUUUUUCAAAGUCAGAUACAUAUAUCGAACGAGCUGUACUACGUGAAUAAUGUAUGGAAGCUAGGACAAAUAUCAAUAACUCAUGGGGAUUUAAUGGAUUCAUAGCAAAUAUAUUCAAAGCUACUUUCAGCAAGGUUCGCACUUCGUCUACCGAUAGUGGACUGUAGCAUGUUUAGACAGCGUCCAAAAUUACCCUAUUUCCAAGAUUUUAGUGUUUAAAUUGUCGUCACGAGGUCACGUAAAAGUAACUUGGGGAUACUAGGUGAGUCGACACUGCGUCCGUGCGCGGUAGUUAAAUCCCGCCUUAUGCUUUUUCAUUUCCUCAUAUAACAGUUUUAAGGGUAUGCGAUCAGCUCCCAGACAUUUCGCAAAGUUUGUUCACAAAGGUAACGUUGUAAUGCUUUAUGGUGUCUUCUAUCUGUUCUGAAGGCCUUAAGCAAACAUUGUGCAACCUUCUAUGAUGUUUUUUAUUUAUUCAUACUUAUUUCCAGUCAUCCUGAUUUUGUUUCAUCAUUAGAUUUUGAUGCGUGUAGAGAAGAGAGUGAGGUCCAUGAUGGGCAAGUUUGCUGGUAGAAAUUCACGUUUCGUUUCUAAAGCGGUAUAUGACAGGUAAUAAGCCUGAAAAGGCGGCCAAAGCUGAUUAUAGACAGAUCGACAAAUUAACAUUCAUAUUCACAUUUAUUUUGGAUAAACUGGGACAAUGAAAGAAAUGCGUUGUAAUGCCGGAAAGAAUCGAUCCGACAACUAAAUUUUCCAGGAAAAGUGUACAUUCACUUCACAUAGGUAGAUUAGUACAGCCUGACGGAUUUAUAGCAAUAAUGGAGCCGUUUAUUAAACAAGUACAUUCUUGACAAGCAGAGUAGAAACACUUUGAACUCGCGAGUAUGAUAAUCCUUCUUUAUAGCAUCGUGUCUCUUCACCUUCGGAGAACACAUUCACUUCAUAUAAAUAAGUCGAUGUGGAUGGAUCCGGAAUAAUCUAAGUUGCCUAUUCGUUAUUACUCUUGGGUCACAAAAUGAAAUAGUCAAACUGUACGUGCUAAUUUAUCUAAUGUCCGCCAAACCCUCUUUUUUCAUACAUUCUAAACUAAAAUCGACCUUCCCUAUCUGUGCACGCAGAAUAUUGACAGUGCUGCUUUUAACCUGCCUCCGUACUGUUUUGCUCGACCUCCGAGUGUUGCAUAAAGUGAAUUAAGUCCUUAUUCAUCUUUUUGUACGACGACACUAAAUAAAAUACCUACAUAGUGGACUUUUAAGAGCUUACUAUGUCAUUCACUUUGUUCCGAUUCUUCAGGGAUUCUGUGUGACUAAAUUACGCAUUCAUGCGAACGUUCACCUAGACGCCAAACGUCUCCUCUCCUGCGUUUCUACUUUUUAAUCUUCCUAUUGUUACAAGACAUAUACAGGCAACUUGAGUUUAUCAGGUCAGUUAUGGAUUUAACGUCAGUCAGCGUUGGACCUACUGAGCGCACUGAAAGACAAUGAGUGUUAAAUUUAAUUGUAAACCUUUUCCGUCAGGGCAUGUGAGUAGGAAACCACCCUUAAUUCACAUGACCUUAAGCUAAUCUCAAGGAAGGGUACCAACUUGUCCUUAUCGUAAUCCCCAAAGCUAACCCUAAGGCAAGCCUUAACCGUAACUCUAACACUAAACUUAACCCUUACCCCGCCUUAAUCUUAACCGCAAACUCAACCUGGAUCCUAAUCGCCCCAGAAUACAAAGCAACGCAACCUAUAUGAUAAGGGAAGAUCCUAUUCCUGAGUCCAACUGGUAUUUUUUGACCUUCAGUCGUUUGUCUGUUGCAUCAUCCUAACCUCAUCUAUGUAAAUGCAUGAUUUCAUAGGUCGACCUCCAGUUCUACAGCAAUCGCACCAGCCUAGACCUCUCUAACUACGUCACAAGCGGAGGAUGGGAUAUAGUGGACUGUCCUGCCAACUUGGAUGAGCAGCCCGUGCCCAAUGAGGAGCGCCAGGAGGGAGAGAUGGAGUUCGGGGGUAAGGUACGCUAUGGCACCAUCAGCAUCCGACCCAGGGGCAGGCAAAUGACCUUUCACAUUGUCCUCCGACGCAAACCCCUUUUUUACACCACCAACAUGAUCAUCCCGUGUGUGCUCAUUGCUCUACUGAGUACCUGCGUCUUCUAUCUGCCAACCGACGCAGGUGAGAAGAUCACUCUCUCUAUCAGUAUCCUGGUGACUUUGGUGGUCUUUAUGCUCCUGGUUAGCAAGAUGCUGCCGCCCGGUCCAAAAACAAUUCCCCUGCUUUCACAGUUCCUACUUUUCACCUUUGCAAUGAAUUUUCUUACACUUUUUAUUACCGUCGUCAUCAUCAAUCUCAAUCACCGGAACCCGAAGACACAUUCAAUACCAGCCUGGAUGAGGACAGUAUUUAUACACCUGAUACCGCCAUUCUUGGGUCUCGAAAGGUGAGAGCAUAGGGGUUUUCGUAAUGACUCCCGUUUUAUUUCAUCGCUCUCAAUUAUCUGCAUUUUAUCCCAACUAUACGGUUUUUGCAGGGUUAAGGACUACCUACGGGCCCCCUACGUUCAUUUAAAAGGCAGCCUCAUGAUUAACCGUCCUCAAAGAACAAAAUGUGCAUAACUGAAACGUUUGACCUCGCCAGCUCCAUUUUUGGUAUUUCUAAAUUGUUUUCUGUGAGGUUGAAUUCCUUCUUACUCGUGAAUACACAAGCUCCCAGUAGAUGCUAAACAAAGAACUUACCGACGCAUAGUAUCAUUACCCGCAGAACAUUUAAAAGACGACUAUAAAGAUAGUGCGCCUCUUGGGUAGGGAGGCUGAAAAACGCAUACAUGAGCAUAAAAGGGAGAAACACAAUGCUGCAUUCCAAAAAGACAAUGACUGAAACUUCUCAAUCCAAUGCUACGGAAGUUUAUAUUAUCAAAAUUAAUCUGUUGGGAGAGUACCGAUAACUCGGUCGAGAGCAACGCGAUAUGUCUCUGCCCAACGAGGUAGACGCAGCUGUCACUUGAAUGGGAAUUUGUCUCUGGUGAGGCAGACUCACAGCAUCUACCGCAUUCACUCUUCCCACGUUCACUACCUUCAGAUGGUAAGACUUCUUCGGGGGGGGGGGGGGUCUCAGCUCGCAUGCAAAUUAGAGUGCCAUAAAGACAACAUUAAGAAGGGAUCGCUGCAGCUCCAUCCUUCUGUCCAUGGUAUCUUAUUUAAGGGGUUACCCUGCCUGAUUUGCGAGUUUCCAUUUGUUGAGCUCUGAGCGCCCGCAUGCCAGACUCUCACACGUUGACGGUCCCUGAAGGUCGUGAAUGACCCAACGGCGCGCAAGUUGCUGACUCACGCGUGGGCUUGGUAGGCGAGACUGACCUGUGGUUUGCCAGUCCCCUGUCGCGUGCGGCAGCCGGACGACAAGACUGGUGCGUCCUGGUCUCGGCAGCCCCAACAGUAACUCGGUAAUAAAAAACUAAGCGCCGAAUCCAAGCUGGGCCGAUCUCUCCCUCUCUCCCUUCCCAUUCCCAUACACCAGUGGCUUAUUUGAUUCAAACCGACCGGAGAAAGGACUGACCAUAAUGAUUGGUGUGACUGGGCUGGUGUUCUGACGUGCAUACACGUGUUACCGGGAAGGUCUAUGCGCAUCCUUAGCCUGUUUGUGCGUGCGUGUAGAGAAGUGUAUUGUGAGGGGAUAGGGACCGUGAUUUUUUAUUUAACACUUUGAUGUAUGUGCAUGCUACUGAAUGGACCCAUGCGGUCCUAAAUGUUCCGUAUCAACACGCGGAAGUAUGGUGUGUUUUAGAGAUACUUAUCGGGGCUCCAGAGUUACGCUGCGACUAACUUGUAUAUGAAUGACUAGGCCGUUGCGUGAAUGAAAUUUGUGAUCGCAACGAAUUUGUCGGUGAUGCUAUUGACUUACUCGCGGUUUUCACAUUGUUUAGCAUGCAUUAUAAACCCAACGCAUUUCAUACACGCUAUGACGCCUGCCUUUGAAUGGACGUCAUUCCAUCCACCUGCGGAAAUCACACUUUCCAGAAAUGAUUAUCUAAGUAUUACAACUUGUCUCGUUGGUUCUCGAGACCUUUAUACAUCCAAGGGCUCUUUACAGAAAAUAUUACGAAAACAUCCUUUUUAUGCGCUUCUUGUGAUAACCUGUAGAUUUUUCACUCUUUACUGUCCGGAGUUGUGUAUUUCGUUUCUGAAACAAUUUACCGAAUCCCACAUAAUUCAGACCCUCCUGGCGUCGUGCUUGCGUUUAGGCCUGCCAAAGUACAUGCUGCAUACUUCGUCUUUGAGGGGAGACAAGGCAUUCCCCGUUGUUAUUGGGCAAAUACCAUCGAGCGCCUAUAAAAUUUCACGCUCGAUACGAACCGCGCUGUAUACUCAAAAGGCAGUGUUAGUUGGCGUGCACACGAUUGCUGGUCCCCUACGGGCGGUAUGACUAUGUCGGUUUUUUUGGUGCCUCACCGCUCUGCCUUUAGACUUGCGCUGCAAAAGUUGUGUCUUAUUCACUCGUAUUUUCUCGUAGAAGCGGAUCUCACCUUGUCGCGAGCCAGUUUGCAGAUGACCAGCGCUGUCGUCCACUCUGAUCAGCUGGUCAACGGAUUGUGUAGGAGAGAAAGAACAAUCCAAGCUGCCAGGGGAAACGGUGGCACUCUAGAAGACUGUAGAAAGGCAAGGGGAUAUAAACAAGGCUGUCGUUUCGUAUAGUAUUUGACCGAAUUUUUGCGGUGCAUAAGUCAUGGUCAGCUGGCAGACAGUUUGAUUGCCAGCUUUCCGUUGACCAGCCUUAAUCUCCCCGACUUACAGGUGCGCAGAGCUCCCACAAACAGAUCUGCUUAGUCACCACCACCUGCUUGAAACUUAACCAUGGGUUUCGACUUCGUCAGUGGGAAGACGGCCCGACUUAUUCCGGGUCUUCCGCGGAGUUACUGUCGCUCUAUCCGCGUGACGUUUUGUUUUUCGAAUGGGGGGAGAAUACGGAUAAUGGAGGAGAAUGUCACAAUUUCCUAAAGCCCGAUAACCAAUGUAGAAAUAUGCUGUAUCCUGAGAAAAAGUCAUAAAAACGAUUUCAUAUGAUAGCAAACGACGACUAAAUUCUAAAGAAGUAUAGUAAAAGACUACCAGAAGGUCAGAAGUUAUGUCGAACAUAAAGAUAAUGCUGUACUCCUACAAUACUGCUCAGCGAGGUAGUUAGGGAAAUGGAAGUCGUUUAUAUGAAUCGCACUGUUUUUUUGCUGAAUACCGCGAAGUAUCGAAACUGGAAUUCUUUACUUUACGCCACUGUAUUAGACCAAAAUGGAGGCCAAACGCUCUCAAUGAAGUUAACCAGCUCCUAAUGCCGGAAGUGGACGAGUUUGGAGAAAACGAGAGCCCCAGAUUAACGGGACGGUUUGGGGAUGAAAGUGGUCCCACAGAAGACGACUUUCCGUCGGGGCGCCGAACAGAGGGAGUGGACCACUCAGCCGUUUCACGAAACACGCUAUGUGGCACUCACGGGACUCGUGCUUACGCCUUAUCUCGGGAAGUCCAAUCAAGUCAAGACAAAGCACGCGGGGACUUUUGUCACAAAGGGCAGCGUGAGAGCACAGGGACAGCGCAAUAUGAUGUAAGUUUCCCAAAUAUUGCGAUUUUGGUGGACACACAGUGUUGCGUGGCAGGCACCAGUCAACCCCCUAAAUUGCAAAUCAAGGUCCCCGUAGAUAAAUUCACAAGAAAAACUAUCAAACACAUGUACGUCUCCGGUAGGUCGGUCCUAUUCAAGUCAGCACAAUUAUAUGGGAAGAUUGGAUCUGGGUUGAGAAUUACUCAAGGAUCAGUGAGGUCAACUUCCCUCUGACGAGGUUCAGCCCUAUUCUUCCUUCCUUAUUCUUCCCUCUUUAGCUGACCUCAAUGUCCUCCAAUCAAUCGUCUACCCAGAUCAAACCUCAGUACGUAUUUUUACUGGGCUGCCAAUAAAUUAUUGACAGGGUAUGUAGGUUAGCCAGUUUGUUAUUCCCAUCCAGAGUUGAAUGGAACCUCAUUUCCUUCUCCUCUCAGGAUUAAGGUGGAAGAUGAAGGACCACUUUGUGCGUAAAAUGUAGACAUAAGUCGGUGCGGUUCGCUCACAGCGUAAUGGAAGACCGGGGUGGACAGUUCUAGCUCAUAUGUCGUCGACAGGAGAUUUACGUAAAUAAACUGGUGCAUUAUUGUCAGAGAAGAGGCUGCUGCCCACUAUCCUGACAUGCGAAUGCGGAUGGCACAUGGGGUAACACGCCCUAAAGUGGCACACGACGUGGUUCACUCACAACGUUAUGGGAGACCGGGGCAGACAUUUCUGGCUCAUAUGCCGCCGCCGACAGGCCAUACCCCUAACCUGGGCUGGAGGGAUCUACCACACUUUGGCCACUUAACACAGAGCCGUACGUUAUGCCAUUGAGCCAUGAAUUCACGUCCUGUCGGCAGCAGGUUAGAAUUCUCGAGGUUCCAUUUCAAGAAGGAGUGGGGACGAAUAUGUCUGGCUUGCAGCCCAGAGCUAUGGUGCUCGCUGGUGAGGUAUUAUGACCUGUUCCCUUCUGAAUUGUGCGCAGACUGUUGCCUACACCCGUCAGUCGUCUAAGUCUUGUUUAACACCUCCAGAAGGACUAUCUGUGAGUUACAGAAGAGGGGAUAGGGUAAUAUACAUGAAAGCCUACUCUUAAAGAGUGUCGCUCCAGCUUCAGAGUGUGUGAAGAUUAGUAAGUUUUAAGUUUUUUUAUGCAAAAAAUAAGCAAAACAAUAGUCUGAAUAGUAAACGUACAUAAGAGAAUCAGCAAUCGAGAAGUGUUACGGGCAAAAACAGGGAAAGACAGAAUGGCCGUUCCCCGCAUAUAGAAUAUUGUUAACUAGUGAUAAUUCAAAUUCGUGCGGAUAAGAGUCGGAGAUCGAGUUCGAACACCCUGACCAUUGAGAAUAAGGCCGAAUUUCUAAAUAAACCAUCGAUAUGAGGCAAAACCAAAUCACCGUAUUCCGUCCUAGAAGCAAAAUAGGUCUUGAAAAGUUCCUUCUAUGUGAAUCUGCAUAUUUCUAGUUCUAACCGACGUGAUACGAGCCCAUGGUUUAAAGUCAUAACGCUCGACUUAGUUCUCAAUGACCGAAUAGAUAGAGUUGGAGCCAUAAGUCUCCCGACAUGCAGUUGGAUAUGUCGGCCGACAACGGCAAAUAACUCGGAAACUGACGCGCUCCUUCUCCUUAAACAUAGAUUAUCCUUUGUUGGUCGUGCUCUAGAACAGGUCCGGCGUGACAUCCAUUACCUCCGUGCGGACAUAAUACGGAGACAUCCAAUCAGACUUCCCCAGUGCCGCUAGUCAAAGGAAAAACCAAUAAAAUGUCGCCUAUUAUAACAGGUAAUCACAUGGGUGAUAAGAUCGACUUAGACGAAGAUAUAAAAUCGACUAAGUUAGAUGGCGUGCCGCACAGCGGCUCGCAAUAUAGCCAGGAUUGCUUUUCCGACAAAGACAAGGGAAAUUAAAAUGGCCAUUUCGCAGCGGACAGGACAACGACCUCGUAGCUGAGUAGUUAGGGCGUUGGACUUUUAGCCGAAAGGUCGUGGAUUUGAGCACCAGGGACUGCACAGCACGGGAGUGGAUAUGGGUGGCUAAUUAUGGUUAAUAGGCCGGAAAUAGCCAUUCCAGUCUCCCUUGCCUUCACCAGUAAUGUUACUUUGCCUAUAGGCGUUCCCACUCCAUGGGAUCCGAGCCAGGUGUGACGGCACCCAUAGAUGCGGCUUCGGUCGCGCCAGCCACCCCAUUUUGUUGUUUGUUAAAAUCCUGUUCAUUUGCUGUGUGGCCCGGGGGGAUGUGGGAUGGAGCGGGAAGGUUCAUGCUUGACCGCGCCAUUUGCCUGCGCCUUUUUCCGCACCCGGUCUAUUUGACUAUGUCUUGACAUCGGGUACAGGUGGGGGAGGAGAGAGUGUGGUAGAUGCAGCGAAAUUCUGCAUUCGCUAUAAACUAAUUCACGCACGAGUAAUCGUCUCUGGCCUGACCUUGCUGUGGACCACACGGUGGACAUCGUCCGUAAUGACGGCCGAAUGAUAUAUAUAUAUAUAUAUGGAAAGGUUAUACCGACAAAGACAAGGGAGACUGGAAUGGCCAUUUCUGGCUUAUUAGCCGUCAUCAGCCAGUCAUACCCAACCCCAAGUAUGGAUCACUUGAGAUUCGAACCCGGGAUCUUUGGUCAUGGAGUUGAACGCUCUAUCAUUGAGCCACGGGCCCGUUGUCCUGUCGGUUGUGAUCGGGAAUAUUAAUCAUGAUAGUGGGCGCUCACCGAUCAGGUUACGGAACAUGCUCGUUCCGUUGUGCCUUGGGGCUCAUACUUAAACCCUCGCAGGCAGUCGCACAGCGACUCGUGAUAUAUGUUGGAAAGGUAAUACCGACAAAGACAAGGGAGACCGGAAUGGCCAUUUCUGGCUUAUUAGCCGUCAUCAGCCAGUCAUACCCAACCCCAAGUGUGGAUCACUUGAGAUUCGAACCCGGGAUCUUUGGUCAUGGAGCUUGGCGCUCUACCAUUGAGCCACGGGCCACGUCAAACAGCAGAACCACAAUUUCGCCUUUGAAAAGGCAAGGGUAAUCGGCCGAGCCAAUGAUAAGAUGGCCGGACUGGUGCUCGAAAGUUAGUCCUCGACUGGCACACUCAACAGAGCCAUAGAUCUGCAUCCCGCCUAUCAGGCGCUACGUACAAGGCUCGAGUCAGUGCGGACAAGGCCAUCAGGACAGUCGAGCAAAGUGACGCGUGGCCGACAGCCGAUGUCAGCAGAAAGUGGGAGAGAAGCCGGCCGGGGAUCAUGUGACCAGCAUGCGACGCCACCUCACCGCAACACCCACGAGGCUGAGAUCAACUCACAUGAGCCCCAACAACUGUUCAGUCCGUUGAGUGACGAGGGGGAGGCCGACAAACAUGCUGGCUCACCAACAAUUACGACGGCCGAAAAGGGGUCAUUAGUGGCAGGAGCCCACCGGCGGUCAAUCGUGGAGAGGUCAACGCUAAUCGGCGGCGAACAGGCAGGUCAAAGUUCGUGCCUAGCGCACGGAUAUAAUACGAGGCAGGUAUCAAGGCUGACGCAAUCAAGACCAGCAGGAAUAGUCAACGCAUUACUCUGAUGAUGGAAACGAGUGGGUUUCCGAAACGUCAGUACAAAUAUAACUCGGUCCAUGAAUUCGCCCCAUCUUCUUCUUCGUCUUCUUCGGGGGAUGAUGAACGGGAUACAAUAUCUGGACCUCGAAUCUUUACCCAUAUCAAUAUAUAUAUAUAUAUAUAGGCAAAAUGAAAUUACCGACAAAGACAAGGGAGACUGGAAUGGCCAUUUCUGGCCUCUUAGCCGUCGUCAGCCAGUCAUACCCAACCCCGAAGUGUGGAAUAUCCGAGGCUUGAACUCGCCACCUGUUAGUUAGAAUUCCACGCGUCUAAACACUGGGCCACGAGCCCGUUGCCCUGUCGGUCUUCGGUCGGGAAUGUACAAUGCUAGGGAGCGUUCACCGAUCGUUCUAACGGAAUUCACUCGUUGUCUUUGUCGGUAAUGUCAUUCUGCUUAUAUCAUGCGCCGCUGUGCGGCUACUGGUUGGGCUCGAGAGAGCCCGUAAGGCACAACGGAACGAGUGAGUGCCGUAAGAACGAUCGGUGAGCGCCCCCUACCAUUAUAUAUGCAUGUAUGUAUGAGAUAGUACCGACAAACACAAGGAAGCCGGAAUGGCCAUUUCGGGCUUAUUAGCCGUCAUCAGCCUGUUAUACCCAACCCCAAGUUUGGAUCACUUGGGAUUCGAGCCCGAGAUCUUUUUUCAUGGUAAAGUUUCAAACUUCAUGCCCAGUGAUUGAGGAGAGAAUUCACUCCGGUUCAAUAAUUUGACGCAAACCAACCAAACGACUCAUCUUCGCGUCUUUUUUCUUUAUUAAUUCUAUAUGCACCCUUUUUAGGCCACAACAGAUCAAUGUUGGCCUUGCGGUCAGCAGUUCGCUUGGACAGGCUACAUGGCAGACAUUGAUCGUAGCCUGAGAAGCGUGAUGAGGAGUGUGGGGUACAUCACAAGAAAUGUUUUGGACGAGCACGAAGAAGGCAAGGUCAGUUUACCAUUUAGCAUUCGGUCAGAAGCUUUUCAAACUUCUCGCAGCUCCUUUCGGUAUACAGACAAUACCUAGAUUGCCCCUCGGUAGCCGGUGAUGACAUACUUCAGAUGAAGGCGCAGGUUAAGUGACAUCAACCUCGGUGUUAUGCCGGAAAACAUUAUAAUUUUCCACCGGCAGCAACAGACAAGUACACCUGCAUUUCGCAUGUAGUAGCAACGGGUUAACAUAACUACGGCUGAUCGAAUAACAGCAUUAGUCAUAUGGAUUUGAUCAUAGGCGGAGUUUGGGAAGCUGUCUAUGCCGCCGGUCCUAGAUUAAGUUCGUCCGUCGUAAGAGACGAGAUUUAUCACUGUCUCGAAGUGAGUGCAGUGAUAUCAUGCGUGAAAUAUUUAAUGAUGCAAAAGACAAAAGAACAGCACUAAUCCACAUUCGCGGAGCUUCAAGCGUAAGACAGUGUGGAGACAAAUGGAAAUCGGCGCAGUGCAGUAAAUGGGGCCCCGUCUGACGCGUGCAACAUACUCCGCUGGCUUGAAAUGUAAUACCAUCCCGAUGUGGCCCUAAUCCGUUUUUUCCAAAUGGUCUUGAGUCGCAGAAUUUGGCCCACGUAGGCACCACUUAGUGGCUUGUACUUCGUCCUGGAUAUGCGAAAAUCAAUUAUGGUGCUGGUGUUGGUGAUGACGAUGAUGAUGAUGACGCGACGACGAUGACAACAAUCCGACUAAAUGGCGGCGUGGGUUCUAGUGGUGGCUUACGUCACGACCUCCCCCCCCCCGCAGUGAAUUGCAGUUGGUGGGCUAAGUCAUGAAAUGUCCAUCGAAGUCCCCAAAUGCGUUUUCCUUUCGAAACAAAUUAAUUAAGAAGGGUUGUGAAACUUAUCAUCGUGCAACAUAAUUCUACAAUAAUUCAGUUGCCUCAAGAUUCCGGGUUUCGAACGAACUUCUUUCUGGCUGCAUGCAAAUACUACACUCUGUGAAAAGUGACGACUUAAUAACAUGCAUUUUCCUCAAUGAUUUCGACCCCCUUAAACAUUCAAUUAUAUUUCAUGGGGGACAUAUAUAAAAAUGCUCAUUCUUUUGUUUAUUCGGUAGAAAUUUACUUUUUUUUCCCAUUUAAUACUCGAAGGAAGGGUAUAAUUCUGUUUUCAAAAACUUUUUCAAUCCCCGAUUAAUUUUGUGCCCGACCUGCCGUUACACUUGUAUUCACGGUUUCCAAUCUACAAACCGUAUAUUUUCCACGUUUGGAAAACCAUAUAUUUCUCUACAGUAUUAAGAGGAGAUCAUAUGGGGUUCGUGAAAUUUAGCAAUUGAUUUGAGUCAUACUGUUAACUUUACAAGCCACAUUGGUAAAUGCAGGGACAUGACGUUUUAUGAACGGCCGUUUCACGGUAUUAAAAAAUCUCAUGAUUAAAAACUCUUCUAAGACCAAAUUAUACCGUUCCUUAGAGUAUGAAAUUGGAAGAGGACGUAAUUUUCUAUCGAAUGAGCAAAAGAAGGAAUAUUUUUAUGCAAGUUUUCCAUGAAAUAUAAUUUAAUGUUUAAGGGCGUCAAAAGUCAAUGGGAAAAUUGCCUGCUACUUAAGUAGUCCUUUUUUACACAUUGUAGUUUUGGCAUGAAGCUGGAUAGAAGUUCGUUCAUAGCCAGCUUCCUGAGAUAACUGAAUUAUUGUAGAAUUAUGUCGCAUGGUGAUUAUUUCUGCAGUCCUACUUAAUCUUUUCGGAACGACAACGCAUUUCAAAAUUUCGGUUGACAGUUAACGAGUUAGCCCACCCACUGUACCUCAACGAUAGCCCAGGGCAAAUUUGCAUGAUAGGUUUCCGCGAUUUAAGUCGGCAUACGAAAGAGGAUGCGCAGAUCUGCCAAAUUCUGCGUUAUGGAUCGACCAUAAGGUGAGAGUGGCUGCCUUUGUCAGUGGACAGACGACUUCUACAACAAAUUCGAUCAAAUCAUUUGCGAUUGCGUAGUGUAAAUGGAAUCUUGCUUGACCUCGCACUGAGUAGGACUUCACUACUGGUCAACAAUUCCUCUCUCAUCAAAUAAUCGGCCUUUUUGGUCAAAGUAGGUAAGCAGGUUCGCCUUUUAACAUUUAAGUCCUAAGCAAACUUGUUCCACUUUAGAAGCCACAUCCCUCAUACUGACUAUUUAUCGGGCAUUCGCGUCCCGAACAUUUAGUUAAUGUUUUGCUAGAUUUCGAGCUCCGUAGUCACGAAAUGAAAUUUCGACGACUAAAAUGCUGACUAAUUAAUACCUUUGUGAAGGAGACCAGACGAGAGAAAAGGAUUUGUCUUAAAUCCCAAAACAACGAAAGCGGUGAUAAGCAAUUAAAUAUCCCAUCAGCAAUCAAAAUGUUUGGAGUAAUGUGCUGGGAGAAGCAGAAAGAAACGGUUCUGAAUAUGAAAGUAAAGUUACUUGCAUCAACCUUUUCCAGAUACACGAGGACUGGAAAUUUGCGGCGGCAGUCGUCGACCGAAUUCAGCUGAUAAUUUUUGUUUUCGGAACAAUUGGAGGUACUUUGGGAAUACUUCUUAACGCCCCGUACAUGCUUCUCGAUGUUGAUCAAGAAUCCGUCAUACGUAAGUUUUCUUACGAAGACUAAACCAACGAGACUCUUCCGUUACUUCUCUUGGACUCAGUCGCCUAAUUCGCCAUCUCCCUCAAAAAUGUAUUCCAGUAAUCUGAAGUCUUCAAUUGGAUAGAUAUUGUGCAUGUCCAUCCCCAACAUAAAACGAUACAUAAACCUUGACUUUUUUCCUCAUCUACAUUACCACGGAGAAAUGUGUAAAAAAAUAAGCACGAAAAAAAACGGUCAGGGGAGAAACCCCUUGGACGCCUACAGUGAGGAUCCAUACUUGUUAGACUCAAGAUUCAGUGAAUCGGUGUGGAGAAAACGUGCAGUCUGUAAGCUCGCCUUUUGCUCGUAUUGGCAAAAUGCGGUCUAUCUGGAUCAGAUCUUCAUUGUUAGAAACAUUCCGCAGCCACUAUCAGAAUGCACAACACCUACGCAAGCAAAGUGAUUACCUUCGCUGGUAAAGCGUACAUAAGAUUAUUUGCAAAACCUGUAUGACCAAACAAUCUAAAAUGGGUGCCGUUAAAAGAUUGCGGUGGGAGACUUUAAUUCUUCCUCUUUUUGUUGGCUAUUGACAAUAUGCAAACCGCACAAGUUUAGUUUUGUACGACUACACUUCAUCACGGUGACGCUGGUGUCAAAGGUCUAAACCACCUAAUAACCUUUCUCGGUAAUUCAGAAUCAGCAGACUGCUUGUCGUCUAACCCGACAUUACGGCAGGAGUGCUCACGCGAGGUGAGCGUGUUGACGCGCCGCGACCUAGAGUCGGACGCACUAACCGACUGCGCGCCUAUAUGCAGCCUCACAGCGUGCCAGUUACCUGCGCAUCAACUGGAUGACAGGCUCAGACACUAGACUGUUUGGUAGAGGGAAGGAACGUAGGGGCGUGCAGUUUUGGGUCCAAGUGAAGGUCAUCAUAGGUGGCCCACUUGCUUGCAGGCGUUGACUACGCCUAGCGUCCAAUAACUAGCACCCAACUCUCAAAUGUGGCUCCCCGAAGCUAGGCUAUGCCCAGCAGCUACACCCCGGUAACCGCCUCGACCGGCUAGCUAAAUCAGGUGAGGGUAUUCGUGUAUGUAUCUUAACACAUGGUAGUUCUAUCCCCCUCCAACACUAAAUUCAACUUGCGGAACUCCUUUUAUUCAUAUCGACUAUUAUCAUUGAUGGUUCAGUCUACUCCAGGAGCAAUCGCGUCAGAAAGUAUUGAACUUCGAGUGCCGUUUUGAAGAAAUCAGCAUCUUUGGCAUCGGAGAGACUCAAACACAGCGCAAUACCGACAUCCCGACUAUAAGUCGUGCCAGCUAGCAUAGCGUCCUCCGGGAAUGUGGGAACUCCGCAUAAAACGGGUAACUUGAGGAGAUUCUUGGUUUUAUAAAAAAAAGUCGACCACCAUUCUACUUUGAUGGGUGAGCCGGAGCUUAUGUAAAUAACUUGUAGCGAGCCGUAUGGUAGACUUUUCCUUUCUCCUGCACACACUUUGAUCGGUUUCAAGACUUGGCCACGAUUUUCGGAUCAUUGGACCCCAUUCACGAUAGCUAUACCCCAGAAACUAAGUCGCAUUACCCGCACGGCCGUAUGAUUCCGAGUAACUUACGUGCGCCCAGUAUUCGGUCCACUGUCUUAGGCAUCUGGACUAGUUAUGACUUACAACAAUCGUUUUCAUGUGCAGCUUCGCUCAAACAAAGUUAAAAUGCAAUAUUUUGCGUUUUCAGUGAUGCAGCUUCCGGGGACUUCAGACAUCUGCUAAAGUUGCGAAAACAAUGAUAUGUGGGGGAGGCGCCCUACAAGCUAGAUUUGCUGGUCUUGUAGGUUCGGCUAGGUCGAGUUUCUUGGCUUAUAAGUGAGAGGGCGUCCGAAGUCACAAGAGGCGCGGCCCACCAUGUUACGUAGAAGAACCAAGUGCCAUAGAAUGAUAGAUUUUCCUAGACCAAAUCUCGCAACCCAUAAAUCAGAGGUACGCUACCUAUCGACAACCGACUUUAGAUGUAGGUUCGCCUCAAAACGGAUGAUUUAAUCAGCACAUUGAAAAAUUGCACAGUAGUUCUCAAGUCUUAUAUUCGAUAGAAUUGGACGGACGAUAAGCGAACUAAUAUUGUCAGGUUCAACUAUGAUUAUUACUCCAGCUCGGGCGUAAAUUCUCCAACGUGUUAGGCGUCGUCUUUUGUCGAAUAAGAUAUAGCCCAAAGAGGCGUGGCGUAGUUCGAACUGCGCCGGCCGAGUCUGUAGACACUACAGUAAAUAAGUGCGCCGGACGAAGGUUUACGCCAGGUUGGCCACCAGACCACUGAUGUACGAAAAAGGGGACAGCGAGGCAGGUGCCGCGGUACCAUUCUUCACCACCAUAAGGCUGAAAUGCUUGAAACUGUCGUGCAUGCCGGACCUGCCAAGUUGCCGGCCGACUAAACAACUCGAUUCUUCCUUAGAAAGACGGAUCCUCCUUUGUGGUUCUCACGGCACUAAAAGGUAACCCAAGAGCACCCCCCCUUUUUUUUUUCUUUGAAGCCCAGUCUGCGUGGAAUCCGGGACCAGAUCGUGGCAUGUGGGAUGCACCGUUUUGUUACUGCACGCGCGUCCAUUCGCAGCCGCCUCGACCCUGGCUAACAACUGGAGCGCGGCUGGUGGCGACAGAGGUGGAUGGUGGACGAGUCGGCCCCAGUAUAAACAGAUUCACACCCUAUAAAUUAUUCCGCCUUCAGGAUGGUGGUAAACCUCCUCUCCUGCGACAGUUAGACAGACUCAAGAAAAUGUGA